UCUCGAUCGUGGCUGCACUGACACGAUCGUCGCGACCUUUGGACUGAGAUAGAGUGGAAUGCAGAAAUAAGAUGAAGCAUCGAGGAGCGUGCAAAACGUGAAGCUAAUAAUACUUACUAAUUAUCGUGGUCGCGACAACAUCACCGAUUUUCAACAUGCGGUUACUGUCGAAUGUCAUAAACGCAUACAAACACUUGGCGAUAGGUGCCAACCUGCCAAUGUGCUCCGCCAGUCUGAGAAAAAUGGCGUCCGAGGUGGAGAAGGCGCAGUCCGCUGCGCCGGAAGGUGACACGAUAUUUGGGAAAAUAAUACGUAAAGAGAUCCCAUGCAACUUUAUUUAUGAGGACAGCCAGUGCGUUGCAUUUGAUGAUAUAAAUCCUCAAGCACCUGUGCACUUCUUGGUAAUUCCACGAAAGCCAAUUUCUCAACUCUCCAAAGCUCAAGAUGAGGAUGAACCUUUGCUCGGUCACCUAAUGAACGUUGCUCACAAACUUGCAAAACAAAAAAAUUUGACAAAAGGAUUUCGCUUGGUUAUUAAUGACGGAAAGCAGGGUGCUCAGUCUGUGUAUCAUCUGCAUCUGCAUGUUCUUGGUGGUCGGCAAAUGGAGUGGCCACCUGGCUAAUGUUUUACAUGGUUGGAAAAAGUAACUCCGCUAUUUAUCUUCUUUCAUAUACUUCGUAUACAAAUUCAAUUCCAUUUUCUUCCUGUAUACCUUGUGGUACCGUUGGAUCUCUGGAAUUAUUAUUAGUUGUUACAAGGCAGUUGAUAUGACACAUCAAAUCUAAUAUAGAAAAAUAUUAAUACUCACUCGACCAAUACAAAGUCGUUUGGAAUGAGAGGAAAGAACGUAUCACAUUCAUAUUUUUUCUUUAUACGCGUCAGAUACAAUCGUCCGAAAUACGGAGAUUCUAUGGCGCUCUAUAAAAUUGUUACAACAAUUACCAUCUAAUUUAAAUUUAUAUUUUUAGUGUAUAUAUAUAUAUAUAUAUAUAUAUAUCCCUUUGCUAUGAAGUAUCUGGCCUGUUUUUUUUAGUUACACUUUUUGUAUUUUUUUCCCCUUUAUUUUUAAGCCGUGAGUACUUAUUUCACAUUAAAUGUAGAAAAUUUAGAUUUUUCAUUUAUUUGCAGUAGCAACAAUUCAAUUAUCUAAUUAGCUUGUUAUUUACUAUGAUAUUAUCUAUCUAUAAAUAUUAUAUAACUUUUAAGCAAUGCGGUAGUGUCGCAUAUAUAACUUACUCAAGUCUGCUGAAUUAUAGUGCAGUUAUAGUAUUGUACAACUAAGAAAGACUUACCUAUCUUUUAAAAAUGUAUUAAUUUGUUAUACAAA
This is a messenger RNA of Solenopsis invicta (red fire ant), 1328 nucleotides long. RefSeq names its product histidine triad nucleotide-binding protein 1 (gene HINT1). Gene Ontology annotation, molecular function: hydrolase activity. The transcript is spliced from 3 exons. The record is from RefSeq and is a predicted model, not a curated record. Gene Ontology annotation, biological process: purine ribonucleotide catabolic process. NCBI's taxonomy places the organism in Eukaryota, Metazoa, Arthropoda, Insecta, Hymenoptera, Formicidae. Gene Ontology annotation, cellular component: nucleus; cytoplasm. Bases 156 to 623 code for a protein of 155 amino acids.